AAGCGCCCUGUGUGACGCGAGCUUGUUGUCGGUGCUGUGGCGGGGAGCUAACCAGGUGAGCUAACCUGCAGGCUAGCCGCGGUGUGUGUGAGCGUGCUGCGGCAGGACGGAGGCGGUGAUGGAGCGGACAGGUGCUGCUGCAACAUGAGACGUUUCACCUGAAGAGCAGAAACUCUGUGGAGACGAUGGAGAACGGGGACCUGGGCUACAUGGCGGGGGAGCCGGUGACGCUGAACGUGGGCGGCUGUGUGUACACCACGUCUCUGUCCACGCUGCAGAGAUACCCCGACUCCAUGCUGGGUGCCAUGUUCCGGGGAGACUUCCCCACGCUGCGGGACGCCCAGGGGAACUACUUCAUCGACCGGGACGGCCCGCUCUUCCGCUACAUCCUGAACUUCCUGCGGACGUCAGAGCUCACGCUGCCCUUUGACUUCAAGGAGACGGAGUUGCUCAGGAAGGAGGCCGACUUCUACCAGAUCGAGCCCCUGAUCCAGUGCCUGGGAGACCCCAAGCCCCUGCUGCCCUACCCCACCGACACCUACGAGGAGGUGGUGGAGCUGUCCAGUACCAGGAAGCUGUCCAAGUACUCCAACCCGGUGGCCGUCAUCAUCACGCAGCUCACCAUCACCACCAAGGUCCACUCUGUGUUGGAGUCCAUCUCCAGCAGCUUCACCAAGUGGAACAAACACAUGAUGGACACCAGAGACUACCAGGUGUCCUUCACCUUCGGGCCGUGUGACCACCAGCAGGAGGUCAGCCUGCGCGUGCACCUGCUCGACUUCAUCUCCAAAGCCGGCUUCACCAUCAGGAACACGCGUGUUCACCACAUGAGCGAGCGAGCCAAUGAGAACACAGUAGAGCAUCACUGGACGUUCUGCCGGCGAGCGCGGAAAGUCGACGACUGACGGACACAGACAGACUGUUGCUGUUGUUGUUGUUGUUGUUGUUGUUGUUGUUGUUGUUGUUGAUAAUCAUGUGAUCAUUAAUGUUUGUGUGUGUUUGUGUUUGUGAUCGAUGUUCAGACACAAAAUGAAUCUGAAUUGAUUUCUGGACGUGGAGCUGAAAGACGGGGCUAGCUUACCGCAGGGCUAGCACAGGGGUUUUCAACCUGAGGCCCGGGGCCCCCAGGGGUCCCUGAGGGUCCUCCAGAGGGCCCCGAGCCUCAUGAGGAACAGCUGAGCCGCCUGUGAAGCCGCAGCCUCUCACACGUUAAACAUGACGUCUGCUGCUGACUGAGAGAAACAAAGUGAAUCUGCCAAGAAAAGAUCAAGCAACAACCUGAAAGAGACUGAAAAAUGACAACAGAACGAUGAUUAAAAUGAUGCAUGCAAACAUGAGAUCAGAGGCUGUAGCAGUGAUUAUUGAUUAUUGAUUAUCUGAACAUGAUGUUUGAAUUGAUUUGUCAAGUUAUGACUCCUGGACAGUUCCAUAAUGAAGCUAAACCAAAACCUAUUUUCAUGUCAGAGUCACUUCCUGUGGGGGGCGGGGCCUCAGGAGGGGCCACCUGGGGGCCCGGGGCCUCAGGAGGGGCCACCUGGGGGCCCGGGGCCUGGAGGAGGUUGGGGGCCCCUGGGCUUGGCACAUCAGUCACAUGUAGCAUGUUAGUGUGAAGCUGUGCUGGAGAGCAGCAGCUCCUCCUCCAUCUGUCUCUCUGUCUGCCUGUCUCUCUGCCUGCCUGUCUGUCUCUCUGUCUGCCUGUCUCUCUGCCUGCCUGUCUGUCUGUCUGUCUGCCUGUCUGUCUGUCUGUCUGCCUCGGCGACUCUGCAGGACGUCAGGACCUGAGGACAGACAGGAGCUGCUGCUGGGAGCGUGAGGAGCACAACCUGAAGGAGCUUCACGUCAGAUUUAACCCUCACAGCCUCAGAGACUUUGGCUUCCUGUUGCAAACAUGGAAAAAAAACUGAGCAACUGAAAAAACAACUCAGAAAGGAGAGAAACAACAACAACAAAGAAAUGACCUGAGACCAAGACGACAGCGCUCGCCAGCAGUCCUCACCCCCCCCCCCCACCCCCCCCCCCACCCCCACUGAACACCUGUGGGAUCGGCUCAGGCUGCUGCAGGGGCCAAAGUGACCGACACAACCUUCACACUUCAGUCAUCGACCCACCAAAUACCAGCCAACGGCACAAUCAGCUGUUUGGCACUGGCAGAGAAGAUUUGGCAGAUUUUUCACGGGAGCAGCCCACAUCCUCAGCUCUGCUGCUCCUCCCACAGAGUCACGUUCCUUACUGAUGUGGCUCCAUUUAAAAGGGAAAUAAAGAGGCUUUCCAACAGGAUGACAUUUAUUACCAAGAAGCAUCAUUACAACAAAGAAAUCAUCUACCAAA
This is a messenger RNA of Myripristis murdjan (pinecone soldierfish), 2328 nucleotides long. RefSeq names its product potassium channel tetramerization domain containing 6a (gene kctd6a). NCBI's taxonomy places the organism in Eukaryota, Metazoa, Chordata, Actinopteri, Holocentriformes, Holocentridae. Gene Ontology annotation, biological process: protein homooligomerization. Gene Ontology annotation, molecular function: protein binding. The transcript has 6 exons. Bases 186 to 905 code for a protein of 239 amino acids. The record is from RefSeq and is a predicted model, not a curated record.